AUGCCUACUCGAAAGACCCAAAAGCCGUCCCGAUCGCACCGCUCGACCCUCUCCCUCCAGAAGACCGAAAUCCUCAUCAACGUGUACGACCUGCUCCCGCCAGGCCGGAUGGCCUCCAUCCUCUGGCACAUGGGCACCUCGCUGCUCCACUCGGGCGUCGUGAUCAACGGCAAGGAAUACGCCUACGGCGGCCACGACCAGCCCGGCGUCACGGGCGUGUACUGGACGAGGCCGAAGACGGAGCCGCCGGGCGGCACGUUCCGGUGCGAGUACCUGCACGGCUUCACGCUGGCGCCGCAGAACGAGAUCGACGCGAUCGUGCGCGAGGCGUCCGAGGCCUUUCUGGGCACGGCGUACAACCUCCUGACCCGGAACUGCAACCACUUCACGUCGUACCUGUGCGAGCGGCUGACGGGCAAGCCCGCGCCGGGCUUCCUGAACCGCGCGGCGAGCAUCGGCGUCGCCCUGCCCUGCGUGGUGCCCAAGGAGUGGAUCGAGGUGCCGGACUAUGAGACGGCGGAUGGUGCGCUGUUGGAUGAUGAGGAUGACGACGACGACGACGACAGGGACGAGCGGCUGCGGCAUCACGGCGAGAGGGCGAGGAUGCUGCGCUCGUCGGACGAACUGCCGCGGCUGGUGGGACAUGAGGGGCGGCGAAAUACCGAGGAGGAGUGGGAUAGCGAAGACGAGCGUCGGCGGGGCGGCAGUGGCAAGGGGAAGGGCAAAGCCCCUGUAAGAGACGCGGCUGGAAGGACUCUCCCUCCUGCGGAGAGAGCGCCGACAACAUGA
This is a messenger RNA of Chaetomium strumarium, 789 nucleotides long. Its product is annotated as PPPDE putative peptidase domain-containing protein. Gene Ontology annotation, biological process: protein deubiquitination. Gene Ontology annotation, molecular function: deubiquitinase activity. The coding region runs from base 1 to 789 and encodes 262 amino acids. The record is from RefSeq and is a predicted model, not a curated record. Lineage: Eukaryota; Fungi; Ascomycota; Sordariomycetes; Sordariales; Chaetomiaceae. The transcript has a single exon.